Molecule: messenger RNA, 846 nt
Organism: Malania oleifera
Lineage: Eukaryota; Viridiplantae; Streptophyta; Magnoliopsida; Santalales; Ximeniaceae
Exons: 4
Coding region: 1-846 (281 amino acids)
Source: RefSeq, a predicted model, not a curated record
AUGGCCGAUGUCGAAGCCGGUCAUAUCAUAACUGAAGUUGAAAGUUCACUCGAGGGCAGACGAUGGGAUGGUGUCUCGAAAUUUAGGAAAGGUAUUAUUUUUGACACGAAGGAUGACCUCAUGCACUCCGUGCGCGUCCACCAUGCGCAAACUCACCACAAUUUUAAGGUGGUGCAAUCCACUCCAACAACGUGGAUGGUUAAGUGCAAUGCAUACGAGAGCUGUGUUUGGCAGUUGUGUGCAACUCAACGCAGAAAGCAUGGGAUGUUUGAAAUUACACAAUAUAGAAGGCCACAUACAUGCAUAAAUGAGACUCUCUCGCAAGACCACCUGCAACUGAAGUCCAGCUUAGUAGCAAAUGAAAUCGUAGAAAUUAUCAAAAGUGAUGGCGGUGCUUCCAUUGCAGCUUUGCAAGCACACAUAAGGUCAAAGUACCAGUACCAUGUAUCAUAUAGAAAGUGGAUGCAUGCUAUGUGUGAAACAAAUCCUAGUACAAAGGUGAAGUGGGCAUGGACAGAAAUCCUUGAUGCUAACAACACUACUAUUUUGACAUGUGUGUUCUGGUCAUUCGCAGCAUCAAUAGAGGGAUUUUGUCAUUAUCCUCCAGUUCUCUAUGUGGACGAAAUGCACUUGUAUGGCAAAUAUAAAGAUAGACAUGUUGGUAUUCUUGCUGCCAUUUGUCAGAACGAUGACUGGCAACAGCCGCGUGCGCACCAUCGGUUUUGCUUGCAUCAUUUUGUUAGCAACUUCAAUCAAAGGGUGCACAAUACAAUGCUCAAGCAGAUGGUUGAGAUAGCUGGAGCAUUAUGUGACAUAUACGAUGGACUUCAUCCCAGUCCUCCAUGA